AUGGAAGAAUGGGUUGCUCAUUUGCCUCUGCUUGAGGCUCGGUCGCACUUCAAUGUGUCGCUCAACACCUCGGCCGUCAGCGAUACCUCGUGGACUUCGACAAAUUCGACAAGAGCCGUGAUCGCGAGCUUGCAGUUGGCCCAGGUACAAACGCUACGCACCAUGCACUUGGCUCUGGGCGUCUUCAGUCUUGCGCUUGCAUUAUCGACGGUCUACCGAAUCUUAUCAGACGCAAGGAGAGCGGCAGCACUACAAGUCACUCUCCGAAAGCAAAGGUUCAACUCCCUCCAAAACGUCCAUCCCGCCGAGACAUUUUCACUCGCGCUGGCUAGCGGUGUGGCCCUUUCGCAAAUUAUAUUCGUAUCAGUGCAGGGCACGACUCUCCAUAGUGUAUUAUCUAACAGCUGUCGAAUGCUGGCCAUGAUCACCUACCCUGCGAUCUUCGCCACGGGCUACAUCACACUCGUCUUCGGCAUCGAAACGGCCCUUCGGUCCUUCAAGCAAGAGCGUUUCGCGCCUCGAGGAAAGUGGAAUACAAUACUAUGUAUCUUCACGGUGGCUUUCUUCCUCGUUCUGACCUGGAUACCGACAAUUGCAUGGCCCAUGUUGAACAGGUGUUUUGGCAGUCUGAUUUUCUUCAUAAUGCGCUACGACCUCCUGACCCUCGUCCUCCUCGUCAUUCUGGUCUCAUUUCUUCUGCUGUUGGCCGCCAUCAUCAGCGUCCAGCUUAUGCGAAAUGCUGAAGUGGACCCAAACGAGCGCAUUGCGGCAUCGAGGAUGUGCUACUACCUACUUUUGACCGCAGUCAUCUACAUCCUGGUCAUUCCCGUUGAGGUCCAGACUCUCCGGGAGGACUUCGACAGUGCGCUUGGAGGCUCUAGGUUCGCAGAAACGUCUCUUUUCUCCUCCGGUAUGAUCAUCUCGUUCUUCCACCUCUUCCUCCGCACGAACGCGAACCGAAUGAUGAUUCGACCGAUUGGAGAGACGAGAGCGCAGUCGAAAAAGCAGCGACCGAAGCUCCGCUUAUUUGGCCCCAGUGAUCUAGAAAUGAACAUCAGCGGACCCCUCGCACUACAAGGUGGACAUCGUCCAGACAGCAGACAAGGCCUGAUCGAUGUUGGCCCGGAGAAGAACCGCUUCGACUUCGACUCAGAGUACUUUCAACAACCAGAAAGAGCAAUGACACCGGGAUCGAAACUUCAAAGCCCAAUCGACCUUGCAAAAUGGCCACUUCCCCCGGACAUGGACGAGCUCGACGAGGAGACGCGAAAAGGCCAGGAGCGGAACAAAGCAAGUUAUUCGGUCUUCCCAACCCGGGCUGAGGAUGUCCCUCGCCUUCCUGCCACCGUCUACAACCCGUCGAAAGCCAACAAGGGCGAAUCUAGGGUAUCAAAGCUUGCGAUGCGUCGAUUCAACCGCCGAAGCUCCGUCACAGAUGUCGGUCAAGCGUUCGACUCAAUGGCCAAGCCAAGCCCGUUCUUCGCCAAGGGCAGGAGUCGCCACGCCAGUACAGAUAGCAGUGCAACCGUACAGAUUGGGCUUCGCUUCUCGCUAGCACCCGCGACACUUGCAGCCGUCAAGUACAUGUCGCCCACCGCCCCCAAUCUCCCCAGACUAGACCGCAGCAACACGGAGACGAGCAACGAAAGUCUGGAUCUUCCUCUGCAAGCCCCCUCACCGACCGCAAAUGCCGACGAAGUCCUCAAGCCCGCGGUAUUUUCUCCACCCACUCAACGCACACUGUCGCCUGGGAAACCGAGCCCAGCCCGGACACCAGCGUUUCCCCUUACACCCUCGCAGAACAGCAGCGCCUACCUCCAGGCUCAGCGCGCGAAAGUGCUGCCGCCCGCACCUGCCGUCCAAACCGAACCUCGGCUCCCUGCACCCGCGGUGAUGAGCGGGCUUCGUAUGAACCCAGUGACACCGGCAGCUUCGGUCGCAGCCAGUUCACCGACCACCACCUCUCCCACAUGGAGACCGACAACACCGGGGCCAACAACGCCUGUAGCCUCCCUUGCCGCGACUCUUGUGCGCUCCAACAGCGGGAGGUCGGCCGCGUCUCCGUCGCCUACCGCCAGGAUCCCACUUGGCCAAGGCACCAUGUCGCGCAGCCCGCCGCCCAAUGGGUGGCUCUAG
Molecule: messenger RNA, 2136 nt
Organism: Ascochyta rabiei
Lineage: Eukaryota; Fungi; Ascomycota; Dothideomycetes; Pleosporales; Didymellaceae
Exons: 4
Coding region: 1-2136 (711 amino acids)
Source: RefSeq, a predicted model, not a curated record